Molecule: messenger RNA, 538 nt
Organism: Oppia nitens
Lineage: Eukaryota; Metazoa; Arthropoda; Arachnida; Sarcoptiformes; Oppiidae
Exons: 3
Coding region: 44-538 (164 amino acids)
Source: RefSeq, a predicted model, not a curated record
GUUUUGGUUUAAAGAGACUAUAAAAGCAAACAUAUAUUGAAAAAUGGGUUUCAAUAGGAAACGAUUAUUUGGAUCUAACAGACAGUCUUCGGUAUUAUUGCUUAGAAAAGCUAUACUCAACAACAGAUCCAUGGGUUCUGUCAAACCUAUACAACAUGAGGUCGAGAUUGCCUUCAAACGUGGAUCUGCUUUGUUAGCUAAAUGGGAUGAAUUGGCCGUUAAGACAGACAUUGAGACUCACAUUUCCAAAGAUUCAUUGGUUAACCUAAAUGAAAAACUACUUGUUUUUCAUCAAUUAGAUGAUGAUUGUCGUACAGACCAUCCAAGACAUAUGCGUAUAGAUGUUGAGGACUACACCUAUUUUAGGUCUCAGUUGAUUAGUUCGCUCUCAAAAAUCAUGAAACGGUCGGCCAAUUGGCGGUCAAUCAGAUCGUUUAGUCUAUGUGUACGUGAUUUGCAUAAUGAUAUCCAAGACUUUUUCAGUCUAAACACUACUCUGGAAGUCUCAUCUGAAGACUCAGAUGGAUAUGACAGUUGA